GCGCGAAAGAACGUGGGUGACGAAAUGGUGGACGAACUCGAUUGCAUGCUGUUCGUCGAGCGGGAAUGGCCGCUUUAAGACUAGCGUGAGAUCUCUCCUCCGCAUCGUCAAUUGAUGAUCAUCACCAGCGCACAUUGGAAGCCAUCUCCCAGGACCUUAUCGCUCAGAAUCACAUCUACAGAAAACUGCCCAUCAUGGCCAAACGAGCGCUCCAAGGCGAUCAGAUCGUCAAAUUAAUCGUCGGCGCCGGCCAAGCCUCGCCCUCACCGCCGGUCGGUCCAGCGCUAGGAAGCAAAGGAGUGAAAUCGAUGGAUUUCUGCAAAGAGUUCAAUGCCCGCACAGCAAACUACGUCGUCGGCACACCCAUCCCCGCCCGCGUGACCGUCCGUCCUGACCGCAGCUUUACCUUCGAGAUCCGCACGCCCCCAACAACCACCCUACUGCUCUCCGCGGCCGGUGUCCAGCCGACGAAAGGCCGCCUUCGAGGAGCGGGAAAUGUCGCGGGCCCACGAUCGAAGUUGGGAAUGACCGGCACGGGAAAAGGACCGACGACGAACACGGCGGGAAAUGCUGGCUUGGGAGUGGUGGGCAAACCGGUCUCCUUGAAACAUGUCUUUGAGAUUGCCAAGAUCAAGCAGAGUGAGAGUCGGCUGAGUGGAAUCGCGCUGGAGGGGAUUGUGAAGAGUGUGGUGGCGCAGGCGGGGAGCAUGGGCGUGGUGGUUGUGCCUUGAGAGAAAGAGGAAAUGACGACGAUGAUGAAUUUCUAGCGGAGGGGGCCAGGAGGGAUAGCAGAGAGGGCGAGAAUUCCGGGGUGGACGAGAAGGGGAGGAGAACGUCCUCGCGAUUGUUGGAAAAAACCGAGUCGUAAAGGCAGGAUGCCAGACAGAGGUCUUGAGGGAGUUCCUCGACAUCGAUAAUAUGAUGUGAAAAAUGAGGCACCCUUCCUUCGGCAGAAAGGAAAUUUUGUAUCACCACCACUGUAAAGCAUAAGCGGGACGAUGGGAAUGCAGCAGGAAAGGAGCGAAAAGAUGGAUUAUUUAUCGCCAUCCGGCGUCAGUGGGGCAUCAGGAGCAAAUUUCGGUUUCUUUUCAUGACCACCACCAUGUACAGCAGAAG
Messenger RNA from Dissoconium aciculare CBS 342.82, 1116 nucleotides. Its product is annotated as ribosomal protein L11. The record is from RefSeq and is a predicted model, not a curated record. Gene Ontology annotation, molecular function: large ribosomal subunit rRNA binding; structural constituent of ribosome. Gene Ontology annotation, biological process: translation. Gene Ontology annotation, cellular component: ribosome; mitochondrial large ribosomal subunit. The coding region runs from base 195 to 731 and encodes 178 amino acids. Lineage: Eukaryota; Fungi; Ascomycota; Dothideomycetes; Mycosphaerellales; Dissoconiaceae. The transcript is spliced from 2 exons.